Messenger RNA from [Candida] anglica, 1074 nucleotides. NCBI's taxonomy places the organism in Eukaryota, Fungi, Ascomycota, Pichiomycetes, Serinales, Debaryomycetaceae. The record is from the annotation of a GenBank genome assembly.
AUGGUAAAUAUCCCUCUUUCAGUAAAUUUUCAUUUUCAGUCAUCAGAAAUUAUGAAACUAAGCCCACUAUUAUCGCUAGCGUUUACUUCGCUCUACUCGGUAUCCUACGUUCAUGGACAGCACAUUGAAAAGAACACAUUCACGGUUGGAAAUACCAUUAUCCAGGGUGACACUCUUAUUGACAAGGGCGUCUGGUGGACUCUUGUUCGUCCCGACUUAGAAACAUUUACUAGCACGGUAAAUAUUUCUGGUGGACUCUACAUUUUUAGCGAUAAUCUAACUUCAUUGAAGGUUAACACCAACAAAUGUCAAGCAUUUAUAAACUCUGGUAUAGUGUUCUUCAAAGUUCUUCUGACGUCGGCUAAUUACUACCUUAAAGUUGGCGAGUUUGAAAAUAGUGGUGAUAUGUUCCUUCUCGCAGAAACUACGAACAGUAUUAGUUACAGAAUUGAAUCUGAAAAGUGGGUGAACCAUGUGGGUGCAACGUUCAAUAUGUAUCUUGACUCAAGAAUCGCGAGAGAGACUGUCACCCUUGGAAUAAUGGGAAAAUCCAUUUCUAAUGAAGGACAAAUUUGUUUGAAAAACUUUAGAUGGAAUUCUACCAGUGCCAUAGUAGGUAAAGGGUGCAUUGAUAUUGGUAUCAAUUCCAUAUUUCAAUAUAAUUUACCAAGGAUUCCAAUGAGCAGUGAUCAGACAUUUUAUCUUUCUUCCCCAUCUUCCACUUUGUAUGUCGGUUCCACUGAACAAUACUUACCGUACACUGUUGCUGGAUUUGGAAAUGGGAAUGUAAUUGCACUCAGUAAAAGAAUCAUUAAGUAUUCCUAUGAUGAUCCCCUGGGUAUUUUGAUUUUACAGACCGCACUGUACACCAUGAAGUUUCAAAUCGGCCACGGGUAUGAUCCGGAUUUGUUCUACUUAAUGCCAGCAGCUGACCUAGGUCCAGGAAUUGGUGAUACCAAGCUUUAUGCGGCUUUUUCGUACGAUGGAAAUGUACCAGAUGAAAGCACGAGUUCGUCAGUUUGCAAGUUUUGCCAAGAUGAGCCAAUGUUCCCGCCUGAAGGAAGUCUUACAUAG